AUGAAUAAAUCCAUUUACGCAUUAUUAUGUUUAUUAUUAUUAAUUUCUUUUGCAGCAGCAGCUGAAAAGAAAGAAGAAGAAAAGAAAGAUUAUGGAAGUGUUAUUGGUAUUGAUUUAGGUACUACCUAUUCAUGUGUUGGUGUCUUCAAGAAAGGUAAAGUUGAAAUUAUUCCAAAUGAUCAAGGUAAUCGUAUUACUCCAUCAUAUGUUGCAUUCACUGAAACUGAACGUCUCAUUGGUGAAGCUGCAAAGAAUCAAGCAACUCUCAACCCAGAAAAUACAAUUUUUGAUAUUAAACGUUUAAUUGGUAGAAGAUUUGAUGAUGAAGAAGUUCAAAGAGAUAUGAAAUUAUUACCAUAUAAAAUUGUUUCAAAAAAUAAUAAACCAUACGUUGUAGUUAAAGUUAAAGGUGAAGAAAAGACUUACUCACCAGAAGAAAUCUCAGCAAUGAUCCUUGGUAGAAUGAAGGAAAUUGCCGAAGCAUCCCUUGGUAAGACAGUAACUCACGCCGUUGUAACAUGUCCAGCUUAUUUCAAUGAUGCACAACGUGCAGCCACAAAGGAUGCAGGUGUUAUUGCAGGUCUUGAAGUUUUACGUGUUAUUAAUGAACCAACCGCAGCAGCAUUAGCCUAUGGUUUCGAUGCCACUGGUGAUAAGGAAAAGAAUAUCUUGGUUUACGAUUUAGGUGGUGGUACAUUUGAUGUUUCAGUUUUAUCCAUUGAAGAUGGUGUAUUUGAAGUUCGUUCAACCAAUGGUGACACUCAUUUAGGUGGUGAAGAUUUCGAUCAACGUGUUAUGAAACAUUUCUUAACCGUUUUCCAAAAGAAGACUGGUAAAGAUGCCUCAAAAGAUAAGAAAUCACUCCAAAAAUUAAGAAGAGCUGCUGAAAAUGCCAAGCGUAUUCUCUCAACCUCUCCACAAACCCAAUUAGAGAUUGAAAACUUCUUUGAUGGUAAAGAUCUCAUUGAAACCCUCACCAGAGCCAAAUUUGAAGAACUCAAUAUGGAUCUCUUCAAAAAGACUUUAGACCCAGUAAAGAAGGUAUUAGAAGAUGCCAAAUUCAAGAAAUCACAAAUCCACGAAGUAGUUUUAGUUGGUGGUUCAACUCGUAUUCCAAAGAUUCAACAACUCUUAAAAGAUUUUUUCAAUGGUAAAGAACCAAAUCGUGGUGUUCAUCCAGAUGAGGCUGUAGCCUAUGGUGCUGCCGUUCAAGGUGGUAUUUUCACCAAUGAAGAAGGUACUGACACUCUCGUACUCUUAGAUAUCGCCCCACUCACCCUCGGUAUUGAAACCGUUGGUGGAGUUAUGACUGCCUUAAUCCCAAGAGGUACAUUUGUUCCAACCAAGAAAUCACAAGUUUUCUCAACCUAUCAAGAUAAUCAAGAUCGUGUCUCCAUUCAAAUCUAUGAAGGUGAACGUUCAAUGACCAAAGAUAACAAUCUCUUGGGUAAAUUUGAUCUCUCUGGUAUCCCACCAGCUCAAAGAGGUGUCCCACAAAUUGAAGUCACCUUUGAAAUGGAUGUCAAUGGUAUUUUACAUGUAUCAGCUGAAGAUAAAGCUUCUGGUUCUAAAGAAUCCAUCACCAUUACCAACGAUAAGGAACGUCUCUCACAAGCCGAUAUCGAUCGUAUGGUCAAAGAAGCUGCCGAUGCCGCUGAUGAAGAUAAAGCUGCCAAAGAACGUGUCGAAGCCAAGAAUACCUUGGAAAAUUACAUCUAUCAAAUUAAAAACACCAUUGGUGAUAAAGAUAAGAUCGGUGGUAAAAUCGAAUCAGAUGAUAAAGAAACCAUUGAAACCGCUAUCUCUGAUGCCCUUUCUUGGUUGGAUGUUAACUCCUCUGCCGAAAAAGAAGAAUUUGAUGAACAAUACAAAAUCCUUGAAAAGAUCGUUCAACCAAUCUUCUCUAAAUUAUAUGGUGCUGCUGGUGGUUCCCCAAAUGGCGCUGGUGAAGAUAUGCCAAACCAUGAUGAACUUUAA
Messenger RNA from Dictyostelium discoideum AX4, 1977 nucleotides. RefSeq names its product heat shock protein Hsp70 family protein. Bases 1 to 1977 code for a protein of 658 amino acids. Lineage: Eukaryota; Evosea; Eumycetozoa; Dictyosteliales; Dictyosteliaceae. The record is from RefSeq and is a predicted model, not a curated record. The transcript has 2 exons.